CCUCUCAGUGCCAGUCAUGAACUCAAAAUUCCCGUGCCCCUCGGAUGCCUGAGCCUCGUGCUCACAUGCUGUGCUGCCCAUCGCAAUCGCCUCAUCUGGCACCAUGGCCGCACCUCUCCUAGUUGAGACUGUCUAUGGAUAGGCAAAUGUCGCGAUCAAACCCAUGACCCCCCGGAUCGCCCAAGACCAUAUUCCCCCUUCCAACCAGGAGCCCGACUCCCCGCACAGACGUGGCUUUUUCUUUGUUCCGACGCCCCUUCCAAAACCGCCGGGUAUAUUCUUGAUCGUCAACACCACCGUCAUCAUUUUCUUCUUCUGCUUCUGCUUCCUCCGACUUCGCCGGCUCUGUCCUGAGUGGCUGGCUGUGAAUAGUGAAGUAAUGUCGGGCUUGGUUUCGUUUGGUCUCGUGGCGGUUGCCAGCUUGUCCCAUGCAAGAUCCCAUGCGGCUCACCCAGACAAAAAGUCAACGACCUCCUCCUCUGCAGAUCCCAUAGUCCGAAAGACGGAAACCCCCCCCCCCUAAUACAACUUUACCUAACCUGACCUCGCCAUACAUUACAUUACCGAGCUAAUUUAAACUCUCACCGAUCCGAACCCAGCCCAACGCCUGGUCAGUCAAAGUCUGCUUCGAUACCCGUUCGCUCGUGCAUGCAUAACUUAAAAAAGAUAAAUGUACUACGGAAAGAACAAGAGGCGGAGGUGCACGGUCCCCCCCCCCCACUAUGACAGGAGAAAUAAAUAAAAACA
Messenger RNA from Colletotrichum navitas, 747 nucleotides. RefSeq lists its product as uncharacterized. The record is from RefSeq and is a predicted model, not a curated record. The transcript has a single exon. NCBI's taxonomy places the organism in Eukaryota, Fungi, Ascomycota, Sordariomycetes, Glomerellales, Glomerellaceae. The coding region runs from base 164 to 523 and encodes 119 amino acids.